CCCGAGCCAACCUUCACUCAUCCAUCCUCAGUCUAUCUCUCGCCCAACCCCGAGCGCCGCCUCCUCUAUCUCUCGCCCAACCCCGCGCGCCGCCUCCUUCCAUCUCCUUUCCUCCCCGCCGGCCGCCGUCCGUCGACCUCUCCCCGCCGGCCUCACAGCUCCGCCUCACCUCCGACGAGGUCCGGAAGAACGGGCGCGUCCAAGCGCGGCCCGAGGCUGCUGACGGCCAAGCUAGUCACUGCAAGGCGGGCCGGCCGGCGAGGCCGCCCCCGUCCCCGGCGACCGGUCUCUUCGCCGUCCGUCGUCUGGGCCUCCAGAUCCGGCGACCGCGGCCUCUAUCAGCCACCUGCUAGCGCGCAUCGGAGCUGGAGACGAAGGCGACGGCGGCCCCCGUCGCGGUUCGGCGGGGUCGGCGCCUACCGCAUCAGCGCCAAGCCACCAGGAGGACGCCGUCGAGUUUGCUAGCUGCUUCCCCACGACCUAGGUUGGCGCUGUGUCGGAGGGGAACCAGGACGAGGAAGCAUUGUGGGCAACAUCAUGGAGGCACUAGCUCCUCUCUGUCGCAAGUUCCCUUGCUGCUUCUCCACGCACGACCAGUUGAGACAAGGCUGGGUGUUGUUGUCUGCUGCUGCUACCUACCGGAGCUGCUGCCAGCGGCCACAUUUCCGUGCUCCUGGAUGUCGCAGACCACCUCCCCAGCAAGCUGCUGCUGGUGAGCCAGCCCCUCUUCUCCAUGUAGGCUGUGUCGGAGGGGAACCAGGAGGAGGAGGAAGCGUGGUGGCCAAUGCCAUUGGCAGCAUCCUCAAGUGCAGCGUGGAGGCACUCAGAUUAAAUCCAUGACUUGGUUCAGGUUGGUUGGACAGGAAUUCGCCAUGUUCCCUAGCAUUGCUUCCUGUUCAUGGACAGCAAGUUGUUGUUAUGGGAAGAUCGAGAUAGGUGUGAUGCAUAUCAUCGCCUUAUUAUUGUACAGUCUUUGUGAAAUAUCUGUAUUUGCUUUGCUGAUCAUGCUCUAUUUUUUGUCCGAGGUUAACGAGGAGGAGUGAAGGACCGUGGUUGCCCCUUCUUCUUCUUCUUCUUCUUCUUCUUCUUCUUCUUCUUCUUCUUCAACUCCAUGUGUUUUAUGGGGAAGUUUAUAGCUCCUCUAUGUGAUUUCUAAGUCUUGUGUAGUAUUUACACCUCAAAUAUGUGUGAAGCUUGAAUUGCUUUCUUGGAUAUAUGAAGCUUGUAUAUAUGGCAUAUUUUCUUGAUCUGUGCA
Messenger RNA from Lolium perenne, 1255 nucleotides. RefSeq lists its product as uncharacterized. The record is from RefSeq and is a predicted model, not a curated record. Lineage: Eukaryota; Viridiplantae; Streptophyta; Magnoliopsida; Poales; Poaceae.